This is a messenger RNA of Melanotaenia boesemani (Boeseman's rainbowfish), 3530 nucleotides long. Its product is annotated as zinc finger protein 135. The transcript has 7 exons. Bases 189 to 2531 code for a protein of 780 amino acids. The record is from RefSeq and is a predicted model, not a curated record. NCBI's taxonomy places the organism in Eukaryota, Metazoa, Chordata, Actinopteri, Atheriniformes, Melanotaeniidae.
CCAGUCCGACUUUUGUUUUGGAAAGCCGCAAACCAGCGGCCGCCAUUAUUCUUCCUGGCUUGACGUCCGAGUUAAGACGGUUUAAUACUUUUAAACAUAAUAUUUUACGGUAAACCAGUACAUGUACUGCCUCUUUAGGGCAGUUGGUUAACCAUCUCUUUGAAUUAGCCACGUAUCCUGCGCACAAUAUGGAGAGACGGUCCAAUAAAGCAGGUGCUGGAAAUGGUCUUCCCCUGGCCUCUCUGCGCCUCAUGGCUUCUCCUCUACAGCUGACUUAUUCAUACAUAUGGCAGGUCAUACGUCAGAGAAGUGUGAAGCAUUACGUUAAAGUGGAGGAGUUUGUGACCAUGGUAACACAGACUGUUCCUGAGCUCCUAAGUUUUAAGCAGACUGCCCAGCUAAUACUGGGGCUCAGAGCCAGGAUCAUCUUGGACUUACUGAACAAAGAUGGCCCACCUGAUUCCAAGGCUAUCCAGACUCUUAUAAAUAAGUUGAAGAUCUCAACAUCUUCAAUGAAAGAUGCAGAAGUGGAGAAAUCACAGACCAACUUUAUGGUGCUGGUCCAGAAUCUGCUUAAAAACCGCACUGAGAGGAAACGUUUCUUCCAGGAAGUAUUCCCUGUUCAGUAUGGCACUAAGUUUGACACAGCGCUGCAGGCUCUCACUGCAGGCUUGGUGUGUAAGCUGGAGCAACUUCUUCCUGUUCCCAAUCUUUCUCAGCUUGGAGCUAUGAUUUCUUCAGAGCCCACUGUCCUGGAAGCAUGCAGCGGGUUCAUUCCCGACCCGGGAGACCUGAAGACUCUCCUUCUACACCAACAGGCCAAAGGACUAAUUGGUGUUAAAGCAACUGUAUCUACGUCAGUGGGCAACUGUGUGCUCUCUUCCCUCGCCUUCCUGCCAAAACCAGUGGAACCAACACCGCCUCCACCUCAACCACAAUCACCAAAGCGACAGGAGGCCAGCCUUAAUGAAAGAAGCCCUGAAUCCUUCAGUGACAGCGAAGAUGUGGGUGUGAUUUCAGAUGACUCUGAAAGCCCAGAAGCCUCUGCUGUUACACCUCACCUAGAAGGGUCAUUAGGUCAUAAAACAGCUGAAGGUAGUACCUCAAAGGAAAAAGGUGUCACAGCAACAGCUCAGAGCGAAAACCUGGUGCAGGAGAAAAGUUCUACCCAGCAACAACCUGAAACAAGUCCUCAAAGCAAAGGGAAUGAUGAAGCACCUGCAGCGCCAGACAAACCAGAACUGCAGCGGCUGCCCUUGAAAUCGAUUCCUUUCAGGGUUGUUCAAGUGCCAGUCAAAACUCCCUCCACCCCACAGAAUGUGGGCAGUGCAGGAGGAAAGGAUGGCCAAAAGACUCAGCGAGUCACUUUACAUCAGUGGGUGUCACAGAUUGCCACCAACUCCAUGUCCCUCCCAGCCUUGCCACCUCUUCCUCCUGGCAGACUAGGUGAAGAUGACAUGAGGCCAAGUAUAAGAAGGAAAAAGCAGUUCAGGCAUUUAAGUGACAGAUUUAGUUGCAGCGUGUGUGACAAGAGCUUCCCCUAUCAGUCCAAGCUGAUGGACCAUGAGCGCAUUCAUACAGGCGAGAAGCCAUUCCUCUGCACGGCAUGCAACAAAAGUUUCCGAACGCAGGGGUUCCUCAACAACCACCUGAAAACCCACAGCACAGAGCGUCCUUUUGCCUGCGGUCAGUGUGGCAAGUGUUUCACCAAACUGCAGAGCUUGACAAAGCACAUACUUGCCCACAGCGGUCAAAAGCCUUUCUACUGUAACAUCUGUAACAAGGGCUUCACGCAGUCCACCUACUUUAAAAGGCACAUGGAGUGUCACACAAGCCAGAUGACGUUUCCCUGCAAGCACUGCAACAAAACCUUUCCUACCGCGUUUAAGCUGUCGAACCACGAGCGCUGGCACACCAGAGAUCGCCCCCAUAUGUGCGAACGUUGCGGUAAAAGAUUCCUUGUCCCUAGCUUGUUGAAGAGGCACAUGGGUUAUCACAUUGGUGACCGCCAGUAUCUCUGCUCCCAGUGUGGGAAGACCUUUGUUUACUUGUCUGACCUUAAGAGGCAUCAGCAAGACCACAUACCCAAAGCAAAAAUCCCAUGUCCUGUAUGCCAAAAGAAGUUCUCCAGUAAGUACUGCCUCAGGGUUCAUCUGAGGAUCCACACCAGAGAGAGACCCUACCGGUGCACUCUAUGUGAAAAGACCUUCACACAGGUUGGGAAUCUGAAGGUCCACAUCAGGUUACACACCAACGAGCGGCCCUUCAGCUGUGAUGUGUGCGGGAAGACCUACAAGCUGGCGUCCCAUCUGAAUGUCCACAAAAGAACACACACAUGCAAGAAGCCCUGGACAUGUGACACCUGUGGGAAGGGCUUCUCUGUCCCUGGCCUUCUUAAGAAGCAUGAGCAGUUGCAUAUAAGGGAUGCAAACCCCGAUUUUACUGGGAAACGAAGGCACAGGGGUAAACACAAGAAACACUCCCUAAAGAGGAAGUAUGAUGAUGAAGAAGAGGGCAGUGAUGACUAUUAAUCAGACUAACAUUUUGUGCUCAACGGAGCUCCUCAGAUCGUAGUUUUCAAGGUUUAUACUAAUCAUUGGUAGAAUUAAAAUGGGUCAUUGUAGAAGGCUAUUGCAAAAGACACCCUGUGAAUUAUAAAAACAAUUAUGUACUUUUCAGUUUAAUGUGCUGCCCUACGGUUGAUAUCGGGCAAUCAUGUUGUUUAGCCAGCAACAACACAGGGUGAUGAUGAAAGUAUUGAAUCUUAAGACUUAAGUUACAGUGUAAAAAGAAAUGAUGGUGUCACCAGGUUGUCGUCUAUGCUUGCUAAGUGGCGCUCAUUGUUUUAGAUUUUCUUUUAUUUGUGUACAUAUACAACGUGAAAGGGAACUUGGGUAAUAAAAUUAUCCAAAAUGUAACAUUUGGAGGAAAAUACAAUCUCAAUAGAGAAUUAUUUUCUGUUGUGUUUUUGGAGUUAAUUCUUAGAAGUUAUUUCUUCACAAAGGAAAUUGUUAAUCUUGAAAUGUGGAUAAAUGCUUUCCAAGAGGUUUGGUUAUCCGGUGGCUACAUUGAUACGGCUAAAUGUUAAAACAUUUCAAAGAAUGUGACUGUAGAUAUUAUGUAACGAUAUGCUGUAGUGUCUCUAGGAAACAUUUUAUCCUAUUACUGUGUCCUUGUAGAAAUUGUAGUUAUUCGCAGAUACCUUAAUCACUCUUUUUGGGUUUUGUUCAUAAAUUUAACCUUGAUUUGUAAACAUUUGUUUUGCUUUUGUUUAAAGUGGAUUUGCUUAAUUUGUGUUUAUUUCCACUUUACAUUUUUCUGACUUUUCUUUUGCCCUGAAAAAUUAAAAAAAAGAUAGAAUACAUUAAAAGUCGAUGGAAGAUUUUGCAAAUGUGUGAUAUUUACAGUGAAUCACAAUGUUACUUAUCUGUACGACAGCAGCUGUGUGUAAAUAACCCAGUAAAUUGUGUACCCAUUCUCAGUAUUUUCUUUCUUUUUGAUGCUUAAAAAAAUAAUAAAUACUCUUUACA